This is a messenger RNA of Aspergillus clavatus NRRL 1, 324 nucleotides long. RefSeq names its product putative quinol monooxygenase. The record is from RefSeq and is a predicted model, not a curated record. Bases 1 to 324 code for a protein of 107 amino acids. Lineage: Eukaryota; Fungi; Ascomycota; Eurotiomycetes; Eurotiales; Aspergillaceae. The transcript is spliced from 3 exons.
AUGUCCUCAGACGCCAUCUACAACAUCGUCACGCUGGUCCCCAAGCCAGGGAAAUACGACCAGGUCGUUGACGCUUUCCGCACCUUCUCGCAGCACAUCGAGGCCCACGAGUCCAAGACUCAGAUCUACUUCGCCGUCCGGCCGGAGGGAACCGACGAGCUGGUCAUCGUGGAGAAGUACACCGAUUUGGCGAAUUUGAAGGAGCAUGCGGCGACGCAGGAGUUCAAGGACUUUUCGCGGCGGAUUGCACCGUGUUUGGCGAAGGCGCCGGUGAUGAAGAAGUCGGGGUUUUUGGCGGGGUUUGAUUGCAGGUCGAAGAUUUAG